AAAAAAUUUCGAAGAUGAUUCACCCGAUUUUAAUAUUGGCCGGCAUAGUAUUAAUAUUGUUGCCGACCUUAAUGUAUGAGCUUCCACCUCAUUUUUUUAGUACUUAUGUAUUCAUUUAUUUGUUUAUAGCUGUACCUUUGUAUGUUAUCUCAUUUUUAAUGAGUAUUUAGAUUUUAAUAUUUACCUUAUUUAUGUUUAGCAACAAAAAAUGGCAAACAUCGCAAAAAUUGAAUUCCCGGCUCUUAAUAUCACCGGAGAAAAUUAUAUGCCGUGGACGGCACAUGUUAAGCGACAUCUCAAGUCAAUGGGUGUUUUGGAAACGAUAACGGAGUGGAACGAAUGUAGCGAUCAAGACAGGGCAAAAUCCGAUGUCUUCCUCGAUAAACACAUUGAUGAAAUGUUGCAAUUUGAAUAUUCAAAUUUUGAGGAUCCAUACGUUUUGUGGGAAGAUUUAAAAAGCAGAUUUGAUAAUCAAAGGGAAGUUUUACUUCCCACUGCUAGAGAUGAAUGGAACAAUCUCAGGUUCCAAGAUUUUAAAAAGAGAAAAACAAUGAGCUACUAAUGAAAAAUCAUCAAGCUCGUCCCACUGGAUCAUUAGCCAUUCCAGAAGCAAAUGCUGUUAUUAAUGAUGAUAUUAAAGACUCUGGAAGAAAAUGGGGACGAGGCCGUGGCCGUGGCCAUUUUGGUAAAGGUAAUGGUCGAAAUUAUUCCUUCAAAAGAAAUAAUAACUUCCGAGGCAAUUCCCAUGGUCGUGGACGUGGUCGCGGUCGUGGUCGUGGUCGAAAUCAAAGAACCCCCAAUUACCACACUCCACAAAAUACCAAUUCCAACCAGUAUAACAAAAGGAAUGAAGCUGGUAGGUCCGAAAACAAUGGCACUUCUUGUUUCAGAUGUGGAAGUGCAAACCAUUGGUCAAAGGCUUGUCGUACACCUUCACAUUUAUGUGAACUUUACCAAGCCUCUCUCAAAAGAAAAGAAAAGGAGAUGAACCAUGUGGAUAAUUUUAAUGAUAUCAACGUCGAAAUGAAUGUCGCCGACUUUAACAAUAACAUGGAACUCUGAAACGAAUGUUGCUAAACCAUAAUAAUUAUAUGCAACAAUUAUGUAAUUUCCUUUAUUAUAUAUAUCUUUAUUAUGUUUCGGUAGUUUUUCUUUUCAUGUAACGUCUUCAACUAAUAAAUAAACUU
Molecule: messenger RNA, 1187 nt
Organism: Helianthus annuus (common sunflower)
Lineage: Eukaryota; Viridiplantae; Streptophyta; Magnoliopsida; Asterales; Asteraceae
Exons: 2
Coding region: 209-562 (117 amino acids)
Source: RefSeq, a predicted model, not a curated record